Messenger RNA from Trichoderma atroviride IMI 206040, 519 nucleotides. RefSeq lists its product as uncharacterized. Lineage: Eukaryota; Fungi; Ascomycota; Sordariomycetes; Hypocreales; Hypocreaceae. Gene Ontology annotation, cellular component: ribonuclease MRP complex; nucleolar ribonuclease P complex. Gene Ontology annotation, biological process: rRNA processing; intronic box C/D snoRNA processing; tRNA 5'-leader removal. The record is from RefSeq and is a predicted model, not a curated record. Gene Ontology annotation, molecular function: ribonuclease MRP activity; ribonuclease P activity; RNA binding.
AUGACCCAACCAGAAGAUCCAGCUAAGCUGGUGCCUGGAACAACAGGGAAGAUGCCACCAAUUCCACAAGGCGCCAAGAUUCAGAAGCGUCCGCUCACUCGGCGCCAGCUCCCAGCGUCGUCCAAGACGCCGGUCAUCUACGUGUCUUCAAAGUCUCCCUUCAUGUCCGUUGUGAAGCGGACUAGGAAAUUUUUGGACAAGGCCUUACGUAACAAUUCUUCUUCUUCUAAGAAUUUGUCAUUGCACGCUCGCGUCGAGGCUUUGAAGCGGGACAGCAGCAGUGAGGCUGCCCGUGGAGCGGUCGUGACGGUGAUGGGUACCGGUAAAGCUAUUGAAAAGACGCUGAGCGUUGCAAGCUGGUUUGAGCAGCAAGGAGAUUGCGUUGUCAAACUUCGAACACGGACUAUUGGGACCGUGGACGACGUGGUUGUUGAAGAUGCAGACGACGCGUUUGGAGACGACAAUGAGAGUCGGUUGAGGAAGCUCAACUGCUUGGAGGUUGCUAUAAGCCUAAAAUGA